AUGGAGAGCUUCGACGACGUGACACUGAUAGGACCCGUGUCUGACCCUUCUAUUCUUGACGAUCACCUUCCAACGACCAGCAACGAUGGCAAGCCUAGGAAAUCCACUGAAGUGGAACCGGUCGAACCAGGCACUCCCACCUCCGAUCGCUCGAUAAACGGGGCCCGCGCCCAGAUCCAAACAGCUACAAACGAGCUAGCCGGAGAGCCUGCAAUCUCGUCUGACUUUCCCCCCGAAGAAGAAGAUGAAGAGCCUCGUGUUGCCACAUCUUUCGAGCGGGAGUCCAGCCCGACUUUCGCGCAGAAACACCGAUCUGGGGUGGAUGCAGAGGAUGAGGGGAUCAACCGCAUGCACAAGUUCACACUCUAUGAGACUGCGACUCGGUUUUACAUGGUUGGCAUAAACCUUUCGGAGACGCGCUUUAGGAUUCUCAAGAUUGAUCGCACCUCCGAGUCGGGCGAGUUGAGCAUCACCGAAGAUGACAUGGUCUACACGAAAAGAGAGAUGGUCCAGCUGCUGGAUGCGAUUGACGACGGGAAUAAAAGCUCUGGUGGAUUGAAGCAGAAAUGCAGCGCAUGGGCACUGCUUGGCUUUGUUUGCUUUACAGGCGCAUACUAUAUGCUCCUGGUUACCAAGAGGAGUCAAGUAGCUGUCUUAGGUGGUCACAAUGUCUACCAGAUCGAUGAAACAGAAUUGGUAUCCUUGACGCCUGCCGAGUCAUCGCGACUGAAACCGGAAAAACAGUCGGAAGAGGAGAGAUACAGGGCAAUUCUGAGUAACCUCGACCUGACUAGAUCGUUUUACUUCAGUUACUCGUAUGAUAUCACGCGCUCUCUUCAGCAUAACAUCUGUCGCGAACGAAACGCCCGUCAUGAAGAUGGACUCGGAUCCAUCUCCCGAGACUACAAUACUAUGUUCAUUUGGAAUCAUCAUCUCCUUGCACCGGCGGUCAGUGCCCUGAAGAAUCCCUACGAAUGGUGUCUUCCGAUCAUUCAUGGCUACGUGGACCAGUCCAAGAUGAGUGUCUAUGGGAGGGUGGUAUAUGUAUCGAUCAUUGCCCGUCGGUCUCGCUUUUUUGCUGGAGCGCGCUUUCUCAAGCGCGGUGCAAAUGACCUGGGCUUUGUUGCCAACGAUGUCGAGACAGAGCAAAUUGUCUCCGAACAGACCACCACGUCCUUCCACUCCGCUGGCCCUGAGCUGCAUGCAAAUUCCAAUUAUACCUCGUACAUUCAACAUCGUGGCAGCAUUCCUCUAUACUGGACGCAAGAGAACACAGGCGUGUCACCUAAACCGGCUAUCGAGUUGAAUCUUGUUGACCCAUUCUAUUCGGCUGCCGCGUUGCAUUUCGACAACUUGUUUGAGCGAUACGGAGCUCCGAUCUACAUCUUGAACCUUGUCAAAUCUAGAGAGCGCACGCCCAGAGAAUCAAAGCUCCUUCACGAGUUCACAAAUGCGGUGACCUACCUUAACCAAUUCCUACCCGAGGACAAGAAACUUAUCUACAAGGCAUGGGAUAUGAGUCGUGCAGCGAAGAGCCGCGAUCAAGACGUUAUCCAGACCUUGGAGGACAUUGCCGGUGAUAUCAUACCGAAAACGGGAUUCUUCAAGAAUGCACAAGAUGUGGAAUCCGGGCUGCGACUGCAAAAUGGUGUCGCACGGACGAAUUGUAUCGACUGCCUUGACCGAACCAAUGCCGCGCAAUUCGUCAUCGGCAAAAGAGCACUUGGGUACCAGCUGCAUGCCCUCGGAGUCAUCGAUGAAACAACAGUCGAGUACGAUACUGACGCUGUCAACCUGUUCACCAACAUGUGGCAUGAUCACGGAGACACAAUCGCCAUCCAAUACGGAGGAUCUCAUUUGGUCAAUACCAUGGCCACGUACCGUAAGAUCAACCAGUGGAGUAGUCAUUCGCGCGAUAUGGUCGAAAGCUUCAAGCGAUACUACAACAAUUCCUUCCUUGAUGCCCAGAGACAAGAAGCCUAUAAUCUUUUCCUGGGCAACUACAUUUUUGCUCAAGGUGCACCAAUGCUCUGGGACCUUGCCACCGAUUACUACCUACACCACGCCGAUCCCAGAUCCUACCUCCAGAAGAAGCGUCCGAAUUACAUCUCUUGGUACACACCUGAAUACCUGAAAGAAAGAGAAUUCCCACCUCUUCCAAUCCGGCCCAAAGAGCCUCUUUCCCACUUCGACGAUUACUGGCUUGAAUACUACCGGCCCCUGGCUGUCUCGACAAUGUCCAAAAUCUUCUCCUACAAAAUGAACUCGACCCUUCGAUACCUUCCUCCCUUCCGCCCUGGGCAUCCCGCUCCUGAUCUCAGUCCCUUCGUACCGCGUAUUCCUCCAGAUCAACUUCAACGUGACCGUCCACCGCAACGAACCGUGAGGAUUCAAGAGCCUACUGAUACAAAUUCGCAAUACUCAACCACCACACCGCCUAUUCCGGACGCUCCCGAUACUUGGAAACAUCAACCUCCAUCAUCAUCCAAGCAAGCCCCGUCCACAGGGAUCAUCAGAGAGCCCACAUUCGAAAUCAACCGAGGUUCUCAUAUCCCACCAAUCAAUCCUCCAGACACACCAACAACUCCCAGCAAAGCACAAAUUGCCCAGUGGACCUUGGGUCAGCUGGUCAGCGAUUCUUUGAACCCAUCAGUCACUUCUGCAGAGGCAGAGGAAUACGAGAGAUACAUCAAUCAUCCGCUGAAGGUUCCCCUGGUCGUCACGUCCGAGGACGAGAUGACUGCUGCAUCUCUUCGAGAACACGGUCCUAACCUCGACCUAGUGGAGUAUGUGAACAAGUGCAAUGUUGAAGAAGCUGCUCUGGAAGCUAAUGCCGAGGAGAAUAUGUCUGACUAUGCUGAGUUCUUGAAUAUCUCGGAGGACGGAUUGACUGUUGUCGGCGAAGAUUAUCAGAAGAAGCGGUACAAGCGUUAUCGGCAGUGGCUGCGUGGGAAGAGCUUGUUUAAGCAACGAGUUGAUGUAUAA
This is a messenger RNA of Penicillium subrubescens, 2985 nucleotides long. Its product is annotated as phosphatidylinositol-3,5-bisphosphate 5-phosphatase. The transcript has a single exon. Gene Ontology annotation, molecular function: phosphatidylinositol-3,5-bisphosphate 5-phosphatase activity. The record is from RefSeq and is a predicted model, not a curated record. NCBI's taxonomy places the organism in Eukaryota, Fungi, Ascomycota, Eurotiomycetes, Eurotiales, Aspergillaceae. Gene Ontology annotation, cellular component: intracellular membrane-bounded organelle. Bases 1 to 2985 code for a protein of 994 amino acids. Gene Ontology annotation, biological process: phosphatidylinositol dephosphorylation.